CUAACAGAAAAUCCAGUUACAAUUUGCACAUACCCUUUCGUGUUUGAUGCACAGGCAAAAACUACGCUCUUGCAAACAGAUGCUGUCUUACAAAUGCAGAUGGCUGUUGACCAGGCUCACAGACAGAAUUUCUCAUCUAUUUUUCUUCCUGUAUUUGAAUCUGUCAAUCCUUGUCUAAUAUUAGUGGUGCGCAGAGACAAUAUUGUAGGAGAUGCUAUGGAAGUCCUAAGGAAAACGAAGAAUGUAGAUUACAAGAAACCACUCAAGGUUAUUUUUGUAGGGGAAGAAGCUGUUGAUGCAGGAGGUGUUCGCAAAGAAUUUUUCUUGCUCAUCAUGAGAGAGUUGCUUGAUCCCAAAUAUGGAAUGUUUAGGUACUAUGAAGAGUCCAGGCUCAUCUGGUUCUCUGACAAG
Messenger RNA from Terrapene triunguis (Three-toed box turtle), 411 nucleotides. RefSeq names its product probable E3 ubiquitin-protein ligase HERC4. The record is from RefSeq and is a predicted model, not a curated record. The transcript has 3 exons. The annotation marks the transcript as partial. Gene Ontology annotation, molecular function: ubiquitin protein ligase activity. Gene Ontology annotation, cellular component: cytoplasm. Lineage: Eukaryota; Metazoa; Chordata; Testudines; Emydidae. Gene Ontology annotation, biological process: ubiquitin-dependent protein catabolic process; protein ubiquitination.